Molecule: messenger RNA, 3822 nt
Organism: Raphanus sativus (radish)
Lineage: Eukaryota; Viridiplantae; Streptophyta; Magnoliopsida; Brassicales; Brassicaceae
Exons: 17
Coding region: 1-3822 (1273 amino acids)
Source: RefSeq, a predicted model, not a curated record
AUGUCUGGUAGCCACAUACAAACCAUAUUUGGAUCAAGGACGUUCGAGAUAAUUUCUAAUUUUAUUCUUGAAGAACAAACUGGUUCUUACAAAACCACCUACCAUCCUUACAAAAUAUGUUUUCUGCCUUUCACCGGUGUUAGGCCAGCUCGGGAACUUCCAGAAUCUGUAUGCGAGGUGCAACCAGAGAAGUUCGCUGAUCUGCUUGAUCGAUCAAUAGAUCCGGAUUACUUAUUCGAUGUUAUUGGCCAAGUUGUUAAAAUCAAUAACGUUGAUCACGUUAAUAUUAAUGGCAAGGAGACCAAGAUUUUGUUCGUAGAGUUUUGUAACGCAGAGGAGGUAAACGAAACCAUCGAGCUGUGUGGUGGACAUUCUACCGUAUGUCUUUUCAGAUACAUGAAACUAAUAGUAAUGAAAGAUAUUUCUAUAAUAAGCAACACCCACCAUGUCAGCAGCUUUACUUUUAAUCCUCCACUUGCUGGAGUCCAUGGGUUGCUUUCCAGAUAUGACAUACCAUUGGCCAUUAUAGAAUCCAAGUUUCUACCACAGGUUUAUUAUUUUCGAAAGGAAGGUAUUUCUGUUAGCAAUACCCCAAGAAAGACAAUUGCUGAUAUAUUAUCCUCUGCAAAGACCACCCCUUCAUACUAUUGUCACCACUGCGACACUUACAAUACAAAGGCAGUGCCAAGGUACAAGUUGCAUUUAGUUGUGCUUGAUGAUACAAGCGAGACAAAGUUUGUGGUAUUUCAUAACCAUGUAAUGCAGCUACUAAAUCUACCAUGCUGGGAGAUACCUGUACCAUCAGACAAAUUUGAGAUUCACGAAAUAGACGAAGUCCCUAUUGCUCUCAAUAACAUUAUUGGGGAAACUUACCAGUUCAAGAUUGCAAUUGAAAGGGGAAACUUUAAAUCAUCCUCUCAAACGUUCAGAGUUCUGAAGAUAAUCACAGAAAGCUAUGGUGAUGAUGAAACUCGGAAUACACCACAACCGAUAGAAUCCGAUUCCUCAGAAAGUGGUGAUGAUAUUUGGGAUUGCUCCAGCAAUGAAGGUGAUGGGUUUCAAUCUGAUUCUGAAGACGAUGUAGGUGAUCGAACUGAAUCAUUAAGACGUUAUCAAUACACAACACUGGUGUAUGAUUCAUUAGCAAAGAUAUUUGGUGGUUUACAAAAUAAAUGUCAGAAAGAGCUCCCCGGGCCGUCGGUUUUAACUAAAAUAGAGGAAGACUACAAGGAUGAUGGAGAUAUGACAUAUGAAUAUCCUAGAUGUGGAGCUUUAUUUUGGUACAAUGAGAGAAUUGAAAACUCCGUGAAUGAGGGUCAAGGUCCUAGAGUUUUUAAACUUCAUGGAGAGAAUUAUCACAUGAUUGGCAGCGUGAAGCCUAAAGGAAAUGACACUGCGAAAUUUUCUCAGCUUUAUAUUCAUGAUACUGAGAACGAAGUCCAGAACCGUCUCACUGCAUUAAGUGGGAAUUCAUGGAGAAAUAAAAUUCGAGAGGAUUUGGUCGAGGGUUUGAUGGAAAUGUUUAGGAUAUCUAAUGUGCAUGUGAAGAGUUUCAGGAGUGUGAAAGACAGAUUUAAUGAUGAAGAGUCCUCGGAAGAGUUAUCAUUAGUCUUGAUUAACACUCGACUUAAAGAUGGCCGUGUAUACAAUCUACCAACCUCUAAAGAAGUUGCUGCUCUGGUAGUUGGUGAUGCGCACGAAAACAUUGACAAGAGAGAUAUCAUUCUCGAGAAGAACAAUGGAAAGUUAAAGAGAAUCAGCGAGCUGCAUCCAUCGUAUCUCCCUUUACAAUAUCCUCUGCAUUUUCCAUAUGGAAAAGAUGGAUUUCGAUUGGGUAUCCAAAAUGGUUUCACCGGCAUCAAUAAAAAGAAGAAACCCAAUAUCAGUAUGAGGGAGUAUUUUUGCUUUCGAAUUCAAGUUCGUAACAUUGGUUCUCAGGUCCUACUUCUCUCUAGACGUUUACUACUACAAUUCUUGGUGGAUGCUUACACAAUGAUUGAAUCACAUCGUCUCCGGUACAUUUGCAAGAACCAAUCCAAUUUGAGGACUGUGAAGUUUAGUAAAUUCGUGGAUGCUGCCAAUAAUGAUAAUACUACUGUCGCUAUUGAAGGCAACCGUAUUAUCAUUCCAUCAUCCUUCACCGGAGGUCCAAGGCUAUUCAAAAUCAAGCUUGAUAAGUUGAUGGAAGAUCUAACCAAGAAACAUAUACUUGGUAAAACAGUUGCAGCAAUUUAUACGGCUGAGUUUCAAAAAAGAGGACUUCCACACUCUCACAUUUUAUUGUUUAUGGACUGCCAAGAUAAAUUGCCUAAUGCUGAUGAUAUCGACCGUAUCAUAUCGGCGGAAAUUCCAGAUAGGUUUGAAGAACCCAAGUUGUAUGAAGUGGUGAAGGACAUGAUGAUUCAAGGCCCAUGUGGGGUUGUUAAUAGAAUUUCUCCAUGUAUGCAGGAUGGCAAAUGUUCUAAAUUUUUUCCGAGGAAGCAUGUUGACAAAACAACAGUUGAUGCACAAGGUUAUCCUGUAUACAGAAGGCGAGACAAUGGUAAUUUCGUUGAGAAGAAAGGGGUUCAAUGUGACAACCGUUUUGUUGUCCCAUAUAACAAAAAACUACUUCUUGGAUACAAUGCUCACAUCAAUGUUGAGUGGUGCAAUCAGUCCCGUUCAAUUAAGUACUUAUUUAAGUACAUAAACAAAGGACAAGACCGUGUCACUGGUACUGUCACUGCCAAAAAAAAAGGAGAGACUCCUGGAGCCGAAGCUAAUGAAAGGAGUGCUCCACCAGAUGGAAUUGACAUCAAUGGGGCAGAUGCUGUAGAACCAGAAGUGGAUGAGAUUAAAAAAUAUUUUGAAGCAAGAUAUAUAUCGGCCUGUGAAUCGACUUGGAGAAUUUUAUCAUUCCCUACACAAUAUAGAUCCACACCAGUUGAGAAACUAACGUUUCAUCUAGAAGGAGAGCAACCUGUGACUUACAAAGAAGGUGACACGGUCAAGAGUGUGUUGAGUCGAGUUCGCUUAUCUAAGACCAUGUUCCUAGCUUGGUUCGACUGCUGUAAAAUAUACCCUGAAGCCAGAGAGUUAACAUAUCCAGAACUUCCUACUCGAUUCGUUUACGAUGCAAAGCUGAAAGUCUGGAAUCCUAGAAAAAGAGGGUUUGCUAUCGGUAGAGUGGAGUUGGUUUCUCCUUUAUCUGGACCACGCUAUUACUUACGAGUCUUGCUUAACAAGGUUAAGGGUCCACGUUGUUACGACGACAUUAAAACUGUGGAAGGACGUGUUCAACAGAGCUUCGAGGAAGCAUGUUAUGAACUUGGUCUCCUAGAUGAUGAUAAAGAAUAUAUUGAAGGUCUUAAGGAAUGUGCUUUUUGGGCAUCUGGUACAUAUGUUCGCAAUCUAUUUGCCAAUAUGUUGGUAUCUGGGAGUUUGUCUUUUCCCAAAUUGGUCUGGGAUUCUACAUUUGAUAUACUCCCGGAGGAUGUCCUUUAUCUUGAACGGAAAAAGCAUCGAAACCCUGCUCUUAUAUUAAGCCCAAAAGAAGUUCUAAAUGCGACAUUGAUAUUGAUAGAUAUUCUUUUGCGCCGUAAGAAUAGUUCCCUUGCAAAUUUUGAUACGUUGCCAAAACCGUUUGUUACUGAGCACACGUUCCAAGAUAAUCCGUUACUGCAAGAUGAGCUGAACUAUUCCCGAGACGAAUUGCGAGCUAAUCAUCAUGAAUGGAUGGGUAAGACAACAGAUGAGCAAAGGUCAGUUUAUGAGCAGAUAAUUGGAGCAGGAAAGAGUAAGAAAGGAGGGGUCUUCUUUGUGUACGGUUUUGGUGGUACAUGA